CCUCAGGGUCCGUUCCAACUCUACAAUUAUAUGAUUCUGUGAAAUAUUCACCCCAUUUUACUUCUUUUGUUUUAGAUCAUAUGAUAAUAGCAUUUUCUGUUUCUAUGGUCAUUGGACUUGUGAUCGGAGGCAUAAUCUGGGCUUUGCUGGCUUGCCUGUCUAGUCGCAGAGCCAGUGCCCAUAUUUCCCAGUGGAGCACCUCAUCCUCCAGCCGGCGUCCCAGAGCUUCUCGUGGAUCUUCUGCCAGCAGGCCAGGAUUUUAUCGCAACAGCAGCUGUGAACGCCGCAGUAACCUCAGCUUGGCCAGCCUGACCUUCCAAAGGCAAGCUUCCUUGGAGCAGGCCAACUCCUUCCCAAGGAAAUCAAGUUUCCGAGCCUCAACGUUUCAUCCCUUCUUGCAGAGCCCCCCGCUUCCUGUAGAAAUGGAAAGUCAGGUGAUUACUUUGGUACCAGCCACCACCACCACCACCCUUACUGGGACCACCACCAACAGCCUAUCUCGUCCCGAGUUCCACUGGUCCAAUAAUAGUCUUCGUGUCUCCAACUCAACACAAACACCACCUCCUGCUUACGACUCUAUCAUAAAGGCGUUCCCAGACUCUUGACUCCAAUUCUUGGGGAUGUAUGUAUAUAGAAAGAAUCUCAGUUGUAUGAUUUUCUGUGGGCUCUAUGAAGACACCUUUGAAGUCUACCAUUGCAAGGACCUGCAGUGCUGAGACCCAAGUGAUAGUUCUGUGUCCCUCUAUGAUAGGCAUUUGCUGGAGUGAAACCCUGAUGUCUCUUUCAGCGACAAAUACCUCUCUUGUGCUAGUAUUCACAAUGGUCUGCUGCAUCAUGGUGUGUUUAUAUUUGCAUUGUAACCAUUGCCUUUAGUUUAGAUGCAGACUUCAUCUAGUCUAUCACAUUGACUCAUUUCUGGAGACACAGAAUGUAAAAAUAGUUUUCUUUGUAGAUAGUCUCCAAUUAACCUUAAACACAGUGAUGAAAUUGCUGUUUUUAUUUAGGGUUUCUUUUCUUUUCUUGGUCAAAGCAUUUUCCUUUGGGCAUUUUGAUAUACAAAAUAAAUAAAUAAAUCCUACCACUUGUUCAUCAGUUGGCCAUAGUGCCAUGUGAUUACAAGAUCUACAUGAUAUUUUAAAAACAGAUGUAAAUAGCUUAGUAUUUGUUUUAUAUUUCUGUGGGCUAAGAUCCCCGAUUUAUGUUUUAAGAUCUUUCUAGUUGGAACCAUUGUCUGAUGAAGGCUGCUAGCUUGCACAUGCUUUCCUAGGAGUAAGCCUCAUUGAAUUCAGAGGCUAAACGUCAGGGUAGAUAUAAGAAAAAUCUGCUAGAGUAGGGGUUCCCAGACUGUGGUCUGCGAGCUUCUUUCAGGUAGUCUGUGGCGUGUCUCUGAAGAACCCUUCCAAUUUGAGUUCUAUUGAAUUCUAUGGAAUGCAAAAUGUAACAUAGUAAAAUGCAAUGAUCAGAAAUAAAAGAAACAAUCAAAACACAAUCAAACAUUGUACAGCACAUUACAUUUGUGACAACAGGCAGGAAAAUAUAAUUAAGUGGCCUGCCCAGAGUCUCAACAAUUUCCAAGUGAUCCAUGGGGGUGGGGGGGUGGAAACCACUGCCCUAAAGCUUUAAAAAAAAAUGUGUGUAAGGAUGUCAAUGUUAACCCCAGGAUGAGGGGCUUCCUGAGCCAAUCCCUCCUAUAAGCCUCCUAAGCAUGGGAAACAUCAGAUUAAAUUCACGGCCUGUACUCUUUUAAAGGAAAACAUCGUGAAAAUGAUGUUUAGAUGGCAUUUAACGCCUGUUAAAUUAGCCAAAAUCAAUAAAUCCAAUAACAAAAAAUGUUGGAAGUGUAAUGUUAAAGAGGGAAACUAUUAUCAUCAGUGGUGGCUUUGCGAAAAGGUGAAAGUUUAUUGGGUGCAAAUAUAUAAUGAAUUGAAAAGAUUAUUAAGAUAUACUUUCCCAAAAAAAACCCGAGGAAAUGCUAUUAGGGAUACUGAGCAGGAACAUUAAAAAGGAGGAUCACAAACUCUUCAUGUAUUCCACCACCGCCGCAAGAGUUAUCUUGGCCCAGAGGUGGAGAACGACUGAAAUACCGACUAUAGAGGACUGGAGAGAGAAAAUGCUAGAAUAUCUGCAGUUGGCUAGGCUAACGGGAAGAAUAAGGGACCAAAAGGAGCAAAAGUUCCAAAAGAAAUGGAAUAAAUUUAUAGAGUAUUUGAAGGAGCAUGGUAAGAUAUGAAACGCCUGUAGGUCAACAUUAUAAAAUGCAACAGCUUAAAGUAACCUAAGUCAAAAACCUAUGUUUAAUUUGUAAGAUAAUCUGUGACGGGUAUAACUUUAGAGAGCGCAAAACUGAAUAAAUGGAAGAACAAGCCUGAAAGAGAGAGAGGUGGAAGUCGACCAUAAGAGGAGCAGAAUAAAAACAAUUACUGAAAGGGAAAGGGAACUGAAACAAACAAGUUAUAAAACGAAGUUGAUAAAUUGUAACAAUUCUUAAUUUAUUUAAAAAAUGACAAGACACAUCCUGGAAUUUGUAUACUCUUUAUUCAACCUUUUUUGUAUUGAAAUGUUUCUUUCCGAUUCUUGCUGAUGUAUGUAUAGGAAAAGCCAAUAAAAACGAUUAUGAAAAAAAAAUAAAAAAAAUAAAAGCCUCCUAAGCAUGAAAUAAAAGAGUUGUGCGAAGGAGAAGUAGAUAUAUGUCAGUCCUGCUUCCUCUUUCACUGUGAUGAGUGUUGCUGCUUUUAUUGGGAUGUUGCCAUCAAAUCACAUAAUGUUAGAUUCUGAGCUGGUUUCAAUGCAAUCCAAUGCUUGCAGACUGUCACAGUUUUCAGUUUGGCAAUAAUCAUGCCUUGGGUUAACCUCAUUGUCUAUGAUACUGCCACUGAUAUUAUUAGUGUUCCUAGGAAUAUGUCACUGCAAUGAAAAAUCCCUGAGCCUUUAUUCUGUUUGCAUUCCCUGCUGAGAUCAAUACGCUUGCUGUUCAGAAGAGAGUAAGAUUUCCUCCAGAGUGCAUAGAUAAUUUGUUCAGUCUGUGUUUUCGAUGAUAAUGGAAAAGCUCUUUAAAUAAAUGGGGUUUUGUUUUUGUUUUUUUAGUAUUUACUUCUGGAAAUGUUGCAAAUGAUCUGUAUAUAGCUUAUAUAAGGUAAUAUCCCAUGUAUAGCAUUAGUUCUCAUAGGGAAUUUAUGAGACUGCAUUAUGUACUGUGUUUUCCUGCUAUAAUUCACACAGGAUGCACAAAGGAAUGUUUUGUGUGCUCAGCUCAGGGAAGCUGAAAUAUGAAUCCUGUGGUUUUUGGUCAGUUGCUUGAUGGUAUACUGUAUUUUUCCAUGUAUAACACGCCCCUAUGUAUAAGACGCCCCCUAUUUUGGGGGGACUCAAAAUUAAGAAAAUGGGGGGAGAUUGCCUCCAUGAAUAAGACUACCCCCCUUUUUUUAACAUUAUAUUUUAGUAAAAAAACAACAACCCCAUCUUAUACACAGAAAAGUACGGUAUAUUUAAAGACUAGACAAAACUCUUUUUUUAUCAGCAUGUUGGAAAUGUUGGGAUUUAAAUAAAGUCAGAAAUAUUGCUCUAUGUUAUCUUUUUGGUUAUUUUAAGAAAUAUUCCAAUUUACACCUGAAAUGAGUUUUUCCCUGACUGAAUGCUACCAGAUUUGUACACUUGAAAAUCUGACUACAACAAAGCACUCAUUCUUUCCUUAUGCUGUAGUUGAGAACUUGGAGAACGAUAUAGAAAAUUCCCCAGCAGGACCUCUUUCUGCUCUUUAGCACCAUUGAUACUGACAAGCUAUUUGUGCAAAUUCCCUUGAUUAAUUCUCCUCCUUGGCAGG
Zootoca vivipara (common lizard) is the source of this 3820-nucleotide messenger RNA. The record is from RefSeq and is a predicted model, not a curated record. NCBI's taxonomy places the organism in Eukaryota, Metazoa, Chordata, Lepidosauria, Squamata, Lacertidae.